Temnothorax curvispinosus is the source of this 1685-nucleotide messenger RNA. Its product is annotated as bifunctional glutamate/proline--tRNA ligase-like. Gene Ontology annotation, molecular function: proline-tRNA ligase activity; ATP binding. The coding region runs from base 15 to 1655 and encodes 546 amino acids. Gene Ontology annotation, biological process: prolyl-tRNA aminoacylation. The record is from RefSeq and is a predicted model, not a curated record. Gene Ontology annotation, cellular component: aminoacyl-tRNA synthetase multienzyme complex; cytoplasm. NCBI's taxonomy places the organism in Eukaryota, Metazoa, Arthropoda, Insecta, Hymenoptera, Formicidae. The transcript is spliced from 4 exons.
UACCCGGAGCAGAAAUGGGCAAGGUAGUGGUAAGAAUCCCUCAGUAUUAUAUUGAGGCUUUUCAAGGACAGCUCAUCAUGCGAUUUGACGACACAAAUCCAGCGAAGGAGACCGCAGGAGUGAAGGAGACCGUAGAAUUUGAGGAUGCUAUACUGGAAGAUUUAAGAUUACUGCAACAUAAACCUGAUCGUUUUACGCAUAUCUCGGAUUACUUUGAGAUAAAGAAGCAAUGCGACAAAGUACGAAAUCUAAAAAGCGUUAUUGAUCAAGAAGUGAAGGUUCUCUUAAAUUUGAAAAGUGAUUAUAAAAAUGCGACUGGUCAGGAUUUGAAGCCCGUAAAUUCGGAGGUAGCGUCGAAAAAGGAAAAGCAAAAAUCUCCCAAGCCCGGAAAGACGUCGGAGAAAGAAGUUGCGAAAAACGCGGAUAGUCAGGAUGCAGAUACAAGCAAAGCUGGGACGAGAUUAGGAUUGGAGGCGAAGAAGGAAGAGAACUUCUUUGAUUGGUAUUCGCAAGUUAUCACAAAGAGCGAAAUGAUUGAAUGUUGUGACGUGUCGGGAUGCUACGUUCUUCGUCCGUGGAGUUACUCGAUCUGGUAUAUGAUAAUGGAGUACAUCGACGAAAAGAUAACGGCGCUCGGUGUUGAAGAAUGCUGCCAUCCGAUAUUGGUUACUCGUGGCGUAUUAAAAAAGGGGAAGGCGCAUAUAACGGAUUUUGCGCCAGGAGUCGUAUGGAUAACAAAAUGCGGCGAAAGCGAUUUGGCGGAGCCCAUAGCUAUUCGGCCCACCUUGGAGACUGUUAUGUACCCGGAUUUUGCCAAAUGGUUGAGGUCUGUUACCGAUUUACCUUUUAAGCUCAAUCAAUCUAGCAACGUUGUGAAAAUGAGACUUAAAGAUCCCAAACCGUUUCUAUCCACCACAGAAUGUUUAUGGGCGGAGGGUCAUACCGCGUUUGCUACGCAGGUGGAAGCGGAGGAGGAAGUGUUGACCAUUUUAGAUAUGUACGCUAGAGUCUAUGAGGAGUUGUUAGCGGUGCCCGUCAUCAAGGGUUAUAAGACUGAAAAGGAGAAAUUCGCGGGUAGCGUUUAUACCACUACUGUCGAAGCGUUCAUUUCAACUAAUGGUCACGCGAUACAGGGAGCGACGAGCAACCAUCUAGGACAAAACUUCUCGAAAAUGUUUAAUAUCCAAGUAGAAGGUAUCGAGGAUGGAAAAAAGACGUUCGUCUAUCAAAAUUCAUGGAGUUUAACUACACGAACGAUUGGAAUCAUGAUAAUGGUACACGGAGAUGAUAGAGGUUUGAUAUUACCUCCAAAUGUAGCACCAAUACAAGUCGUUGUGAUUCCCUGCGGCAUAGUCGCAAGCAUGUCUAAGUCAAAGAAAGAGGAACUUAUAAAUGAAUGCACCUGUCUGGUCAAUCAACUAAAAAUGAAUAAAUUUAGAGUGCAGGAUAAAAUUCAUCGAGCAUAUAAAUGCGACUACUGGGAGCUGAAAGGUGUACCAAUAAGAAUCGAAUUCAGUCCAAGAGACAUGGAAAGAAAUGAAGUAACACUCGUACGAAGAGAUAACUCGGAGCGAGAAGUUGUUAAAAAAGAUGAGUUAAUUUUAGCGGUAACUUGUAUGCUGAAAAAAGUGCAAGACAGCUUGUUACAGAGGUAAACGUUACUCAAAAAUUGUUAAACCAAUAAC